This is a messenger RNA of Gossypium raimondii (Peruvian cotton), 1757 nucleotides long. Its product is annotated as E3 ubiquitin-protein ligase RHF1A. Lineage: Eukaryota; Viridiplantae; Streptophyta; Magnoliopsida; Malvales; Malvaceae. The record is from RefSeq and is a predicted model, not a curated record. Bases 209 to 1432 code for a protein of 407 amino acids. Gene Ontology annotation, molecular function: ubiquitin-protein transferase activity. The transcript is spliced from 8 exons.
AUCUUUUCCCCUCGCCUGGGUUUUCUGCCUUUUGCCUCUUUUUCAGUUCUUUUAUUUUUUUUUAUUCUCACAAUUAUUUUUUUUUAAAUAUUCUUUCCGUAUUUUUUUACUUUCUUUUCAAACCCAAACACUGCUUUUUUUUUUAGGGUUGCUUUCUUCUUCACAACUCCUUUUCUCUUCUUUGCUCUGCUAAACACUUUUGCUUUCAAUGGCUGAUUUCAAUUCCUCUCCUUCACCUUCUGCUGCCGCUGCCGCUGCUGCUUGUUCUUCGUUCGAGAAGCCGAUUGCGUUAACGGCAGCUUCAUGUUCGUCGCCGGCGUCUUCUAUCGGAGGAGUACUUGACGACGGUGUCGAAGACGGCUGCUGUAUAUGUCUAGAGCCUUUCACUGUACAAGACCCUACCACUGUUACUAGUUGCAGACAUGAAUAUCACCUUCAGUGCAUUCUUGAAUGGUCACAAAGAAGCAAAGAGUGUCCAAUAUGUUGGCAGUCAUUUGUCCUGAAAGACCCUGCCAGCCAAGAGCUUCUAGAUGCUGUCAGAAUUGAAAGGCACUGCAGGUCAAGGAACCCAUCUGCUGUGGCCACAGAUUUGCAUCAUUUCCAUGACAGUAUUGGUGUUGAGGAGGAUACAUUUCAUUCAGAUGAUUCAGACUUUGAUGAACGCAUUUUGCAGCAUCUAGCACUUGCUGCGAGCAGAGCUCGUUAUAUUCGCAGAAGGGAAAGACAGAGAUCUUCUGGACUUGGCCCUUCUCGAGUUCUUUUUUCUACCUCUCCUGAAAACAUGCCAGGCACACUGCACAUAUAUCCAAAUUCACCAGAUGAAUGCCAAAACUUGAGUCAUGGGUUACCCCAGUGUGAUUCACUGGCUUCAGGCAUACCAUCAGUUAAUAUUAGCCCUCUGUCACCUGUUACCCCGUCUGUUAAUAUGGUCUCUAGUUCUACUGCAAGUGGAGAUAAAGCUGUUAAACCGAGUCAGCCACAACUGGGUACUCCACAUCGAACAAGCUCAUCUGAAACAGUCUCUUUCUCAGAGUCUAUAAAAUCUAAAUGGUUCACUGCUUCAGCCAGAUACAAGGAAACAAUUUCUAAAGGUACCAAAGGUCUCAAAGAGAAGCUUCUUGCUCGUAAUAACUCUGUUAAGGAGCUCAGCAAGGGAGUGCAGCGUGAGAUGACUGCUGGGGUUGCAAAAAUGAUUGAGCGCCUAGAUAUUUCAUCAAAAAGAUCUGGAGCCUCUGUACCUGCUUCUGGUGGCACAGGCAGUACCUCAAAUAUUUUAUUUAAGGGAAAGGGUGUGCAAGAUAAUGUUUUUGCUCAGAAUCUUACUAACAACAACGUAGAAUUUGUACGUGGUUUAAAUUCAGAGGCCCCAUCUUAUCCUUCUCGUAUCAUGCCUGACAAACUAGAAGCUUCUCACCCACAGAGGGAUCACUGAUGCAUAUGGCAUAAGCAUCUGCCGAUUGGUGGUGACAGUUUAACAUUUUCACAAUGGGAAGGGUUCAAUGCAAGUGACGUUCGGUUGCGUGUUGUCUCUGCGUCCUGCAUUGCUUAUUUCUUUAUUUGUGCCAAAGAAGUUGCAAUUUGGAUGGCAUGCCAUAUUAAUAUAACCCUCCUUUUGUUUCCUCACAAUAUUUCAUGUUGUCAUAAACAACUCUUUAGGAAAAGUGUUUUAUUUUGUGUUGUUUGCAUUUUGAUUUAUUUUACACACAACACAAGCUUGACAUUCAGCCUUUUUUAUUUGAAUUGGAAAAUUGUUGUUA